Molecule: messenger RNA, 3752 nt
Organism: Silurus meridionalis
Lineage: Eukaryota; Metazoa; Chordata; Actinopteri; Siluriformes; Siluridae
Gene: glyr1
Product: glyoxylate reductase 1 homolog (Arabidopsis)
Molecular function (GO): NADP binding; NAD binding; oxidoreductase activity, acting on the CH-OH group of donors, NAD or NADP as acceptor
Source: RefSeq, a predicted model, not a curated record
GUGACCGGCGGGUGGGUGUGUUCUUGUUCCUUUCCCUGCUUUCAGUGCGACGUUUCAGUAGAAAAAAAAAAAAAAAACAAGAUGGCGGCUGUGCAUCUGCGGAUCGGAGACCUGGUGUGGGGGAAACUUGGACGAUAUCCGCCGUGGCCAGGAAAGAUUGUGAGUCCUCCGAAGGACCUGAAGAAACCCAGGGGCAAAAAAUGCUUCUUCGUCAAAUUUUUUGGCACUGAAGACCAUGCCUGGAUAAAGGUGGAACAGCUGAAGCCGUAUCACCCUCAUAAAGACGAGAUGAUCAAGAUCAAAGGCAAGCGUUUCCAACAGGCUGUGGAUGCCGUCGAGGAGUACCUGAAGAAGGCCAAGGGGAAAGACCAGGCACACGGCUCGGAGGACAAGACCAAAUCCGAGAAGGGACGGAAAGCCGCCGCGAAACCCAUGAAGAUCAUCGAAGAAGACGACGAGGACGCGUUUAAGGGCGGCUCCUCCGACAAGGAGCAAACUGACUCUGACCCAGAACCGUCUUCUGUGCAGCGGCUGGUGGCUGGAACAGUUGCAGGAUUCAAAUGGGAGAGCAGUCCGGUAAAGGAUGACCCGCAUUUCCAUCACUUUCUGCUCAGCCAGUCUGAGAAGCCAGCUUCGUCGAUGGAGCCUAUAAGCAAACGGUUGAAGAUCAUUGAAGAGGACACCGGCUCCACAUCCAUUCAGGCUGCAGACAGUACGGCUCUCAACGGCAGCAUCACACCCACAGACAAGAGGAUAGGAUUCCUCGGACUCGGGUUGAUGGGCAGCGGAAUCGUGUCGAACCUGCUGAAGAUGGGCCACGUGGUGACCGUGUGGAAUCGCACUGCGGAAAAGUGUGACUUGUUCAUCCAGGAAGGUGCCAGGUUAGGACGGACGCCAGCCGAGGUUGUGUCCAUGUGCGACAUCACGUUCUCCUGCGUAUCAGACCCCAAAGCUGCCAGAGAUUUGGUUUUGGGUCCCAGCGGUGUGUUACAAGGCAUCAGACCCGGAAAGUGUUACGUGGAGAUGUCCACCGUCGAUCCUGAGACCAUUACAGAGCUCUCGCAGGUGAUCACGUCCAGAGGAGGCCGCUUCCUGGAAGCGCCGGUUUCAGGCAGUCAGCAGCUUUCUAACGACGGUAUGUUGGUGAUCGUGGCAGCUGGAGAUCGGACCGUUUACGAGGACUGCAGCAGCUGCUUCCAGGCUAUGGGCAAAACUUCGUUCUUUUUAGGAGAAGCAGGCAACGCGGCGAGGAUGAUGCUGAUCCUCAACAUGGUGCAGGGCAGUUUCAUGGCCACCAUCGCCGAGGGGCUGACGCUUGCUCAGGCCACUGGCCAAUCACAGCAGACCUUCCUGGACAUUCUGUGUCAGGGGCAGAUGGCCAGCACGUUUGUGGACCAGAAAUGCCAAAAUAUUUUGCAGGGUAACUUCAAACCAGAUUAUUACCUAAAACACAUUCAGAAAGAUUUAAGACUCGCGAUUUCCAUGGGGGACUCUGUUAAUCACCCCACACCCAUGGCAGCCGCCGCGAACGAGGUGUAUAAGAGAGCGAAGGCGCUGGACCAGUCGGACAACGACAUGUCUGCAGUCUACAGAGCUUAUAUUCACUAAUCCCUGGAGAUGUGCUCGAAGUUCUGGACCACAAUCAUCCUCCUUUUCUUCUGUUUUCUUUAUUCCUUCUCUCCGUGUGUGUGUGUGUUCUCCAUCAUCACCUCCUUAACAAAGUGAUGCACUGUUCCAGUCGUGCGAUUUUAUGAUUGAGCUUGGAGGUGUGUGUGUGUGUGUGUGUGUGUGUGUGUGUGUGUGUGUGUGUGUGUGUGUGUGUGUGUGUGUGUGUGUGUGUGUGUGUGUGUGUGUGUGUGUGUGUGUGUGUGUGUGUGUGUGUGUGUGUGCGCGCGUGUAGUUGGUUUUAUUUCAGGACGCACCAAAUUCUUUCCGCAGCAGUACGAACACCAGGGGGCGCAGUUUUCACUUUAAAGAAGCGUGAAAGCUUUUAAAACUCGUUCGAAAAGGCAUUCAAUAGAAACCUAUAGAAUUUCCUUUAUUUCUUUUUUUUUUUACUUUUGAAGUCGGACGUUUGCUUCCGCCGAAUCCGCGUAGAUUUAAUAACCCAGUGCCAUAGUCUCUCUCUCUCUCUCUCUCUCACACACACAUCAAAAUACUCAUGUUUUGACCUGAAGCUGAAACUCGUAACUUCCUGCUUCACACUGACCAACGCGACGGAAGCGAAACGUCCCACUCGCAUCAAUACGACACGCCGGCACUUCUUUAUCCUCGUCUAUGUGAUUAGUCUACAUCAGGGGUGUCCAGGCUUUUCCACAGAGCGCCGGUGUGGGUGCCGGUGUGGAAAAGCCUGGACACCCCUGAUGACACACACACACACACACUUCAGUGAUACCUAAAGAAGAACCCUGAGGCGUCCUGGGUUUGUUUCCUACAGUGCAAGUUUUAACACGUGACCCUCGAUGCUGAAAAUUGGGUGGCCAUUUUGUUUUGGUGUCACGUCUGCAGGACCAAUGAAGAUUUCACGUCUCGAGGUCAGAAGUUACGCACCUAAACAGAUCUUUCAGCAGAUGCCCUCAAAUCCAGAGCGACUUCUAUUCAAGGGGUUAGGGGCCUCGCUCAAGGGCCCAGCGGUGGCAGCUUUGGUGGUGCCGGGAUUUGAACUCCUUUCCGAUCUAAAGAUUUGAUCGUGUGUGUAGUGUGGAAUCUGGUCGCUGCGUCCUUCAUCCCCCCCCACCAUUACCACCCCCCCAUAUUGGUUAUCCCUCUUUCCUUUUUCUCUCCGUGUCCUUAUCCAGAACGAGAACGGCGCAGGCUAACAGGAGCAUGAAGACGACGCCACUGCAUUGCCUUAAAAUCCCGACCCUCGCCCGCAUAGAUGUAUUUAUUUAUUUUAAAAAAAGAAAAGGAAAAGAAAAAUCUCUUGAAUCUCCAGACCAUUAAUUUAUUAUUUUUUUCCCGCCCCAGCAGUGAAUUUAGAGGUCGGAUCGCUUCUCUUUUUCCGACUCCAGCCUUCGAAUCAUAAAUGUGAUUUUUUUUUUUUUUUUGUUGUUUUGUUUUUUAUAAUAGUGAGGCUUAUUAAUCUCGUGUGUAAAUUCGGAACGCUUAAUUUCACGGCUGAUCUUUUUAAGUUUUCGCAGAUGUUUAAGCUUCACUGUGGAGAGAUAUGAAGAAAACCUGGUUUGUGUUUUAUGUGUUUGGGGAGGAAAGUGAAGUUUUAUUUCAGGGGUUUUUAUUUGUUUUUUUGUUUUCGGUUCUGAGACACUGGUAAUGAGUUGAAAUUGAAUGGAGUUUUUUUUUGUUGUUGUGGGAUGUUUUUGUAAUCUUUUAUCCUUUCAAUUGUUUUUUAUGUUUUAAAAGUUCGAGCAGCAGCACCUCAAUGAUGGAGGUGGAGAUAUUGUUAAAAAAAAUUAAUAAAGACCGGCAUUCUGAUUAAAGGGUGUAAAGGAGAGAGAGUCAGGAGAUUCCCUGCUUCAGGUUCCUCUGGUUCUUAUACCACUGAACCCUUUAAUCCUGCAUCCUCACUCCCUUCACUUCGAUUUGAUUGGUUUCUCUUGUGUUGUUUAGUGCGGGUUUCUUCUCCUGUUUCUAAUCGUUCACGAUGUAAAGAUUUAAAAGAAGUAGAUUCGAUUUUUUUUUUUUUUUGCUGAAUUGGGUAAAAAAUAUUUAAUUUCUUGUAAAUGUGAAAAAGUCACGUUUUAUUGUGCAGUCCACUGAAUCCUUCUCCCAAUAAAACCAACCAUCCAGUUUAA